Molecule: messenger RNA, 2436 nt
Organism: Closterium sp. Naga37s-1
Lineage: Eukaryota; Viridiplantae; Streptophyta; Zygnematophyceae; Desmidiales; Closteriaceae
Source: the annotation of a GenBank genome assembly
AUGGAUUCGUCAGCUGCGGAAUUGUCGCACGAACCUUCUGCGACGGAUACCCCACCGGCAGAUGCAACAACUUCGGUACAGGCAACACCUGCGCCAGAUUCCGCUUCAUCAGAUACGCCUGCGUCAGAUACGCCUGCACCAGCGGAUUCGGAGCCUGUCAGGAGCUCUGCGGCACUCGGAUCCACCACCACGGUACCGGAUACGCCUGGACCUGUUGCGGAGACUGUAACGGGCUCUGCACUCGCAUCCACCACCACGGUACAGUCUGACCAAUCGCCAGCUGCAGCAGACGGUACACCAGUGGCGUCAGACACGCCCGUAUCCUCGUCAGCAGGAGACGCAAGCGGUCCCAUUUCUGCUGGUUCCGACGUUCAGCCAGUUCCUUCUGACGUGGCACCGUCGGUUGAUUCUGAUCGUGAUCCUGCCACGUCGUCGGGCCCUGCUCGCCGCAACGAAGGCGUUGCGGAGAGGCGGGAGGACGGCGCAACGGCUGGCGGAAGGGGCGGAAAUGGUGAAGCGCAGGGAAGCGAGGUGCGCGGAGGGGGAAGCGGCCGAGGGGGAAGCGGAGGAAGGGGAAGAGGUAGGGAAGCUACUAGGACUACCAGCAGCAGCGGUAGGUCCGCGAAACCAGCGUCUGACGCGGUAAGGCGGUACACCGCUGAGGCAUCUGCUCCGCCGGCCUCACUACUGGAGCAGGCGCAGGCGUUACCCGGUUACUCGCUCUUCUCCAAGGGCCUGCAGUCGCUUCGUUCGUCGCUCGCCAGCCCUUCGCCUGACUCUUCGCCAAGCCCUGCGACAGGGAGAGCAGGUGGAGGUGAGGGGGGUAGUGCCAGUGGGUCAGCAGGACGAGGACGAGGAAGAGGAGAAGGGAGAAAAGAAGGCGCAGGUGGGACAAGAAGCACGUCUGGUGCUACUGCUGGGCCUGGAGGCGCAGCAGCAGCAGGAGCGGGAGUUGGCGGAGCAGCAGCAGGGGAAGGAGGGGGAGGGGUUCCAGUGGUGCGCAGCGCAUCAGGCGGAGCAGCAGGGCUGGGCGGGUUAGUUGGGGGAGCGGCAGUGGACAGCGCAGCAGUGCGGGAGUCCGCCAAGGAGGUGCUGAAAAGCGCGGAGAAGCUGCAGGAGAACGCGCGCGCUGCCCUGGGGUCGUUCUUCACGUCGCUCUCUGAGAAGGGCACGGGCGCGCCUGGAGGGAGGAGGGGCAGGGGGAGAGGAAGGGGUGGUGGUGGAGGGAGGGGUGGGGAGAGGCAGGGUGGAACAGGUGGGGUUGGUGCGGGUGCAGAGGGGAUCGGAAAGGGGGAUGGUAGUGAAAAGGGAGGAAAGACGGGUGGAGGGAAAGGAGAAGGCAAGGCAGAAGGGAAGGGAGAAGGGAAGGUGGCAGCAGCAGUGGUGGCCGGAGGCAGUGUUGCAGGAGAGAGCGCACAGGGAGGAGGAGUAAAGGAGGGCGAAGGAGAGAAAGGGCCAGGGACAGAAACACGGGAGGAGGGGCGGACGGCGGGAGAUGCAGAAACGAAGGAAGUGGAGGUGGAGAAAGUGAAGGCGGAAGGAGCGGUUGGGAAGGAGGGGGUGACUCAGAAGGCAGAGAAUGAGGGGGAGGAGGGAGGGGAAGCGGGGGAGGUGGGGGACGUUGACGGGGGGGAUGACUUAGUGGCGGAAAUAUUAGAGUGGGCGGCGACAGCAGGGGAGGACGCGGAUGAAGAUACAGAAGCGGCGUUUGCUGCUGUCAUGGAUGCCCUGGGUAGUGAGGGCGAUGAGGAGGAGGAUGGGGAGGAGACCAAGGGUGGCAGUGGGAGUGCUGGUGCUGGUGAUGGUGCUGGUGCUGGUGAUGAUGCUGGUGCUGGUGAUGAUGCUGCUGGGGAAAUAGGCGAAGAGGCAGGGUCGGAGGGAGGAGGAGGAGGCAUUAGGCUGAGUUCUGCUGACAAGGGGAAAGCGAUUGCCUCAGAAGAGGGUGACGUAGGGGGUACAAGGGGGUGGGUGGAGGAGAGUAAGAAGGGUUUAUUGGAUGGGACUAAAGGCCUGGUCGAAGGGACAAAGGAGCUCGUAGGGGAAGGUACUAAGGGGUUUGUGAUAGGGACGAGAGGGUUGAUGGAGGCGACUAAAGAGUUGGUGGAGGAAGGGAGGAAGGAGAUUGUUGAAGGGACGAUGGAGUGGGUGGAAGAGGGAAAGAAAGGGAUUGCGGGCGGUACGAAGGUGUUACAGGACGGUUCGAAGGUGAUUCAGGAUAGGACGAAGGGGCUGGUGGAGCGGUCGCAGAGUGCGGCGAAGGCGAUUCAGACGCAGGCGAAGCACAUGGCGUCGCAUGGCAAGAGGCGGUUCCAGCAGGGCGGGUUUGACCUGGAUAUGACGUACAUCACUGCUGGGGUCAUUGCCAUGGGGUUUCCCGCUGGGGGCGACGUGAAUGCCGGCAUCAUGAGCAUGGUGGAGGUGGGUUUGGAUGGGUAG